ACGUCGUAUCAAUCUCUCAUCUUAAUGCCCAUUUCAUAACUUCAUGCAAACAAACUCCAUACCCUAGCGUCUGCGACCACCACAUGUCGAAUUCACCUCUCAAAACUUUAGACGACCAAACGGAUGGGUUCACUUUCCACAACCUUGUGGUCAGCUCCACCAUGGACCAGGCCGUGCAACUACACCGCCUCGUCUCUACCGUGAAACAGCGUCAUUCUCUCCACAAACACGCAACGUCAGCUUUGUUUGACUGCUUGGAGCUCUACGAAGACACUAUAGACCAACUCAACCACUCUAGGAGAUCGUACGGUCAAUAUUCUUCGCCGCAUGAUAGACAAACCGCGUUAAGCGCGGCCAUAGCUAAUCAAGACACUUGCAGAAACGGAUUUAAAGAUUUUAAGUUAACCUCUUCGUAUUCAAAGUAUUUCCCAGUACAAGUUCACCGGAAUCUCACUAAGUCUUUAAGCAACUCUUUGGCAGUUACUAAGGCUGCGGCUGAGGCGGUUUCCGAGAAAUAUCCAUCGACGGGGUUCACUAAAUUCAGUAAACAAAGAAGUAGCGGUGGCCACCGGAGAUUAUUGAUGUUUUCCGACGAGAAAUUUCCAUCGUGGUUCCCUCUUUCCGACCGUAAACUACUGGAAGAUUCAGAAACUACGGUGAAAGCCGAUCUUGUGGUGGCUAAAGACGGUUCGGGUCAUUAUACAAGCAUUCAACAAGCGGUAAACGCAGCAGCCAAAUUUCCUCGAAGAAACUCUAGACUUGUGAUAUACGUUAAAGCCGGCGUUUAUAGAGAAAACGUGGUGAUCAAGAAAUCGAUCAAGAACGUGAUGGUUAUCGGAGACGGCAUUGAUUCUACCAUCGUCACUGGUAAUAAGAACGUUAAAGAUGGCACGACGACGUUUCGGUCCGCAACUUUUGCUGUUUCCGGCAGCGGUUUUAUCGCACGAGGCAUAACAUUCGAGAACACGGCGGGACCGGAGAAACAUCAAGCGGUGGCUCUCCGAUCAGGUUCAGACUUCUCCGUCUUCUACGACUGCUCUUUCAAAGGCUAUCAAGACACUCUCUACCUUCAUUCUCGCCGUCAGUUCUUGAGAAACUGCAACAUCUACGGCACCGUUGAUUUCAUCUUCGGAGACGCAACCGCCAUCCUCCAAAACUGCAACAUCUACGCUCGUAAGCCGAUGAGCGGCCAGAAAAACACGAUCACCGCCCAAUCGCGCAAAGACCCGAACGAGAACACUGGCUUCGUCGUCCAGAGCUCGACGGUGGCUACGGCGUCGGAGACUUAUUUAGGACGGCCGUGGAAAUCGUAUUCGAGGACGGUUUUCAUGAAAUGUAAUCUUGGAGCGUUGGUUAAUCCGGCGGGAUGGUUGCCUUGGAACGGCGAGUUUGCUCUGAGUACUCUUUAUUACGGUGAGUAUGGUAAUACCGGCGCCGGAGCAAGUGUCUCCGGUAGAGUUAAGUGGCCGGGUUAUCAUGUUUUAAAGACGGUGACGGAGGCGGGGAAAUUCACGGUGGAGAAUUUCUUGGACGGGAACUAUUGGAUUACGGCGGCGGGAGUACCAUUGGUGCUUGUUGGCAAAGCAACCACCGACGAUACUUUCAAUGCAAGAGCAAAAGCUACCGUGACUGAACAAGUUAUCCUGAAGGCUAAUGCAACUUUGUCGACGGCUCUUGUGAGCCUCAAGUACAUGGGCCUAAGCUCCCGAACACAGCUGCAGCUCGGGACCAAUGGCUUAGGAGGAGCCACAUACAUACAUGUUCUGUUUCUUCACGCCUUUAACAGUCCUUAUCAACAGGUUGCCACUGCGCAAGGCUUUGACACAGGUAACAUUCUUAUGACAUAUGUGCAUAAGGUUUCUAAAAAGUAUCGUGUCCGAGAAAAUGUCGAUUAUGACGGUGUGGCUUGUGGUCUUGUGGAGAGUGGAAUGAGGACUGGAAAGAUUAUACUUUCGGCCAAAAUGGUGGACUUGAAGAAACGAGAUACUGUUUUCGGUUUAGGCGACCUUUGGUUAGAUAUCCAAGAUGGAGGAGUUCACUACCCGAUCAGCUCCAACCUUGAUAACGUAAGAAGAAUGGUCAAGUUCAACGACUCAAAUCAUAAACUUUUGUCUGCACCUAUGUGAUACUUUCUUCUUAUACUAUCCAAGUUACGUUAUUCAAUUUAUUAGCCUUUGGGAGAAGUUGUAUUUAUUAUUGGAAUGAGUUGUCGUGAGGAUUUUUACUUCUACCGAUUUGGCUUUCUCAGUUUUGUUUCCGUCUUUUGCAUGAUUAGGAUCCAUGAAUUUGCAAGUUUGGUCUCCUAACAUCUAACUUACCGUUUAAGGUUUUGUUUGCCUAUGUUUAAUACAACCAUUGAGUAAAU
Messenger RNA from Arabidopsis arenosa, 2365 nucleotides. Lineage: Eukaryota; Viridiplantae; Streptophyta; Magnoliopsida; Brassicales; Brassicaceae. The record is from the annotation of a GenBank genome assembly.